Messenger RNA from Aureobasidium namibiae CBS 147.97, 396 nucleotides. Its product is annotated as COPI associated. Gene Ontology annotation, biological process: vesicle-mediated transport. NCBI's taxonomy places the organism in Eukaryota, Fungi, Ascomycota, Dothideomycetes, Dothideales, Saccotheciaceae. The coding region runs from base 1 to 396 and encodes 131 amino acids. The record is from RefSeq and is a predicted model, not a curated record. Gene Ontology annotation, cellular component: Golgi membrane. The transcript has 3 exons.
AUGGAUUUCUCGGAUAUCUUUCGCAUUGUCAACCUGGCUACUGGAGCCUUGAUGGUUCUUGGAGGAGUCAGUCAAUUCUUCCCCGAAGUCAGCGUUCGAGGCACAAUCUGCGCCAUCUACAUUAUCCUGUUCGGUCUCGGCAAUGCUCUUCUUGAGUUCCAGAUUCCUCCUCAAGUCGCCAGAUAUGCAUCCUUCAUGUUCUCGUUCAUCGGACGCGGCGUUUUCUACAUCUUCAUCGGAGGACUUUGCUUCUCAGGGCACUGGACCAAGUACAUCAUUGGUGGCAUCAUCAUACUUGUCGGUAUCAGCUAUGUCGCCCUCGAAUACGUACCCAGCAUCGAGCCGCCGGCCAACAUGAGGGACGCCGACGCAGGGUGGGGAGCUGAACAGGUCUAG